AUGGCAUUAACAGGAUUGUCGCUGCAAGAAGAAAGAUUCGGUAGCCAGCAAAGGGCCCGAGAAUAUGCUGACCAGGCUGUCCAGAUUCUUCGAUCCCAGGGCGGGACUCGCAAAGGUGUCCAGGUAUUCUUGCAUUAUGUGCUAUAUGUCGCGAUAUCUCCACAUCCAACCGUCGACAAAGUCGGUCAACGGUGGCUGGUCACGUUUCUUCGCGCGGCCGAGGAAAUGAUGCAUAAACACACAUCAGCUGCGUGCCUGUCGUCUGUGCCCCUGCGACGGGAGGCAUUUCAAAUGGAUGGCUUAUUGUUCCCUUUGCUUUCCAGCGGGCCACGCCCAUCACAAGUGCCGCACACUUCGCGCCUAUACGUGGUGCGGGAUACGCCCAGCCAGGAAAUCUGCCGUACUGCGGCACUCAUCUAUAUUACAACAGCUUUAUGGGAUUUCCAAGACUCGCCGAGUAAAAUGAAUCGCUUCCUCAACUACGUUAUCACGGUCGUGAAGCAACACCAGCUUGAUCGUCAUCCUGCAUGCGAGACUCUGGUGUGGGUCUUAUUGGAAGAAGGAUACGAAGCAGAUAUGAGGGAUCCCGAACGAGCAUGGUCUACCGGCGAGCUAUUGAAGACACACAAGCAACUUCGGCCAGAUCUACAAUUCCAGUUCAAUGAAAUAUUACUGAGCCUGUUAAUGCUCGCGCCGCCCGUGCGCGGUAUUGAUGCUUUUGAGGAGGAGCUCAACGCCGCUGCACCUGAAAUUGUGGAGCAGCUUUGA
Aspergillus fischeri NRRL 181 is the source of this 768-nucleotide messenger RNA. RefSeq lists its product as uncharacterized. Lineage: Eukaryota; Fungi; Ascomycota; Eurotiomycetes; Eurotiales; Aspergillaceae. The transcript has a single exon. The record is from RefSeq and is a predicted model, not a curated record. Bases 1 to 768 code for a protein of 255 amino acids.